This is a messenger RNA of Labeo rohita (rohu), 1188 nucleotides long. RefSeq names its product glutathione peroxidase 8 (putative) (gene gpx8). Bases 117 to 749 code for a protein of 210 amino acids. NCBI's taxonomy places the organism in Eukaryota, Metazoa, Chordata, Actinopteri, Cypriniformes, Cyprinidae. Gene Ontology annotation, biological process: response to oxidative stress. The record is from RefSeq and is a predicted model, not a curated record. Gene Ontology annotation, molecular function: glutathione peroxidase activity. The transcript has 3 exons.
ACUGACAGCACUCUCAACCAAUUGGAAUAACCUUUAGACAAGCCCACUCUUCUGACCUGCAGAGAGCCAUACUUGAAGUUUUCUACCCAGAUUUCUCCACAUAUUUAUCCUCCAUCAUGGAGGCUCUCGGGGGAUACCCCACCAAAUCAUCUGCUUCUAGAGCAGGACUGAUCAAGGUCUUGCUGAGUGUGGCCGUGUGCAUGGGUUCACUCUACCUACUGCAGAGUAAACUGGCAAAAUCGCGAAAAGUCAAAGAUUUCUACUCGUAUGAAGUGAAGGACGCGAGAGGCAGGACCGUCUCACUGGAGAAGUAUCGAGGGAAAGUCUCUCUGGUUGUAAACGUGGCGAGUGGAAGCGAGUUAACGGAGCAGAAUUACCGGGCUCUGCAGGAGCUUCACCGAGAGCUCGGCACGUCUCAUUUUAACGUGCUCGCCUUUCCCUGCUCGCAAUACGGUGACACAGAAUCAGGUACCAGUCGAGAAAUCGAGGCUUUUGCCAAAUCCAACUACGGUGUGACGUUCCCCAUCUUCGCCAAGAUCAAAAUAAUGGGGUCUGAGGCGGAGCCCGCAUUCAGAUUCAUCACAAAUUCAGUACAGAGAAUCCCGAAAUGGAACUUCUGGAAGUAUCUUGUGAGUCCUGAGGGCCAGGUGGUGCGUUUCUGGAAGCCUGAGGAGCCCAUAGAUGACAUCCGAAAGGAAGCCACAGCGCAUGUGCGGAAUAUCAUAUUGAAGAAGAGACAGGAACUAUGAUGUGCACAAACUCCCUCAGAGACUCAAAAGUGAAUCGUUGUGCACGUUUAAGUGCGUAUAGGUCCUCUGUGUUAUUUUGGUAAAUGUGAAUGAAAUUGGCAGAAGAUGUGUCAGUUAAGGCCUGUCUUUGUGUGCUUGUUUGUAUGUGUUAAUGUUGAUAAUAAUUUGGAGUUUUGUGAAAGGAAGUAUGAUUUUGAAAAACAAAGUACCUUUUAAAAUGUCUUUUUACAAUCAAGCUGGAAUAUUUAGAGAUGCAACCAUGCAAAUGUUUCAAACCACUUUUCUGGCAUGUGACAAGAAGACCACUGUAUAUGUUGCUCUUUUGGAUUAAACAGAAAGUAUUGCAGAUUAAUACAAGUCAUGUUUACUCAAAAUUUCAACAUUUUUUCUAUCGUCUCUGUUUAUGAAAUAUGUUGUUGAAUAAAAGUCAUGAACAAUG